UCGCUCUUCCCGGGGACGGGCGCCUGCCCGGAGGCAGGUGAGGGAGCUGGACUGGCCUCGCCUCUAGUGGAGCUUGCAGAGCUGCGCUGCUGUUGCUUGCUGCACUUUGCAGGCUGACCCUGGGGGGACGGAGCUGGGCUGCUUCGUCUUCCUCACUCCCCUCGCCCUUUGCAAUGUAUUUCUCUCUGCAGAUCUGGUCCGCUUCAUUAUUAUUAUUAUUAUUAUUAUUAUUAUUAUUAUUAUUAUUAUUAUUAUUAUUAUUAUUGCAUCCUCAUUUUUGUUGCUCUCCUCCGCCAAUAGCUCAACCGCCGAAGCACAAAUGCCUGCUCUUGGUCUUCAUUCCCCUGCUCUUCUCUCCUUCCCUCCUUAGACCAUGCAGCUUCAUCCAUUUAUCCUUUUAUUUCUAACAAGAGGCAGAGGCAGAAGUUGGGGGAGAAAUCUCGACGGAUGGGCGUGCAGGGAUUGAUUUUCUUCUUUCCCCUGGCAGAGGUGGGGGUGAUUCCGGGGGUCUCAUCCAUUGCCUUCUGAUCUCCCUUUCCUAAGUGUGUGUUUCUGCAAGCUUUUGGGAGAGCAAUGGGGCAGCGUUGCUUAUGUCUGAAAUGAGGGUUUGGUGCGAGUGGAGGUGCAGCUUGGCAGUAAUCUGCAUGCAAAAUCGAGGGAUGUAGCAGCAUGGGGUAUUGGGUCUGGCAGGCAGAGACAGAAGCCUGGGCUUCCUCCAUGUGGGGUGGUGCGAGGCGUGUUCUCUCUGAGAGGAGCUCCCCCAUGUUGCAGCGUGCUAGAGCUUGCAUGGUGUAAAAAGGCUGCAAACCAGUCUCAUUGCACAGGGUAUGUGCUGCUGUCCCAUUUGUGUUCCUGUUUCUGGAAUCUGUUCACCCACAUCCCACACAUCUAAUUGCUUUGUGUUUGGAAGAGUCGCAUGGGCGGCUGUACAUAUUUAGAUUCGUGCCUUGCAGUCUCGCAACACAAGCCACACGCCUCCGUUUUGCCCUUCUUUUUUCAUCAAUGGAAAGCCAUGAAUGUAGCAGAUUAUAUAUGUGAUGUUGGGGAAUGAUGCAGCAGUUUUUUUUCCUGGAUAAAAGUGGAGUUUUCUGUCAUUUCAUGAAAAACCCCUGCCCCACCCAAAUAUCUAUAGCUAGGAAAGAGUAAAGGGUGUGGGUGGGUGGGUGAACCGGAUGUGGGCCUUAGAGGGUAGGGGUCGCCAAUGUGCUGCUGUUUUCCAGGUGGCGUCUGAUUCCAUCAGCCCCUCAGCAUGGCUCUUGGUAAGGGCUGAUGGGAGUUGGAGUCCUGCAGCACCUGGAGGUCGCUGCUAGCUUCCCCUGCUUUAGGAGCUCUUGCAGUUAGAUGCACUUUUAAAACACAGUACAUCUAUCUAUAUAACAUGUAGCUAAACAUCCCCUCACGUUUCCAGGGUGCCUAUAUAUGGUAAAAUGUGUCAGCACAAAGUAACAAAGAAUGGUGGAAAUAGAAUAUUUGUAGAUUGUUUCCAUUUUCCUGUGCUCUGAUUGUUGUUUAUGCUUCUGGCACGCUCAUUCUUCUCCUGACUUGAACUUUUUUCUUAAAGUUGCUUAGCCUUGUGUGGAGAGGGAAAACCGCCCUUGAUUCCGCCUUGCCAAGGGGCAACUGUUGCACAGCUCUUCCAGAGAGAGACUUCUUGUUUUGGGGAAUAUGUCUUAGGGAAAGCUCCAUUUUGACAUCUUUCAGGAGUUGAGGACAACUACCGGUAGCUCUUUCUUCAUUCUCUCUCUUCCUGUAUGAACCCAACCCUAGUGACUUGGUCUAAAUGACAUGCAGAAGAAAUGGGUGGUGUCUUUUCUACAUGUUUUGGUGGCAAGGUUCAAAUGAUUCACCAUCUUCCGCUGAAGCAGUAAUGUUCCUGAAAUUUUCUCUCUGCUCCAUCUUUUACGGAGCCGGAGGUGGCGGGAAUGACAUUCAGUGGUGCUUUUCUCAGGUGAAAGGGGCCGUGGACGAUGAUGUAGCUGAAGCAGAUAUAAUUUCUACAGUAGAGUUUAAUCAUUCUGGAGAAUUGCUAGCAACAGGAGACAAAGGCGGUAGAGUUGUUAUCUUUCAACAAGAGCAGGAGAACAAAACGCCAUCUCACAGCAGAGGCGAAUACAAUGUUUACAGUACCUUUCAAAGCCAUGAACCAGAGUUUGACUACUUGAAAAGUUUAGAAAUUGAAGAAAAGAUCAACAAAAUUAGGUGGUUACCCCAGAAAAAUGCUGCUCAGUUUUUAUUGUCUACAAAUGAUAAAACAAUAAAACUAUGGAAAAUCAGUGAACGGGAUAAAAGACCGGAGGGCUAUAACUUGAAAGAAGAAGAUGGGCGGUAUAGGGACCCUACUACAGUCACAACAUUACGGGUGCCAGUAUUCAGGCCCAUGGAUCUCAUGGUGGAAGCCAGUCCACGAAGAAUAUUUGCCAAUGCACAUACAUACCACAUUAACUCUAUCUCCAUCAAUAGUGAUUAUGAAACAUACCUGUCUGCUGAUGACCUACGGAUUAACUUGUGGCACCUGGAAAUUACAGACAGAAGUUUUAAUAUUGUAGAUAUUAAGCCUGCCAACAUGGAAGAACUGACAGAGGUGAUAACGGCAGCAGAAUUCCAUCCAAACAGCUGUAACACAUUCGUAUACAGCAGUAGCAAAGGAACAAUCCGUCUUUGUGACAUGAGGGCUUCUGCACUCUGUGACAGGCAUUCAAAAUUGUUUGAAGAGCCAGAAGACCCUAGCAACCGAUCAUUUUUCUCCGAAAUCAUCUCCUCCAUAUCUGAUGUCAAAUUCAGCCACAGUGGUCGAUAUAUGAUGACUAGGGAUUAUCUGUCCGUGAAAAUUUGGGAUUUAAAUAUGGAAAACAGACCUGUGGAAACGUACCAGGUACAUGAAUACCUCAGAAGUAAACUUUGUUCACUUUAUGAAAAUGACUGCAUUUUUGACAAGUUUGAGUGCUGCUGGAAUGGAUCAGACAGUGUCGUCAUGACUGGCUCCUACAACAACUUCUUCAGAAUGUUUGAUAGGAACACAAAGCGGGAUAUCACUUUAGAAGCAUCUCGGGAAAACAAUAAACCCCGCACAGUCUUAAAGCCCCGCAAAGUCUGCGCAAGCGGCAAACGGAAGAAGGACGAGAUCAGUGUUGACAGCCUAGACUUCAACAAGAAAAUCCUCCACACAGCCUGGCAUCCCAAGGAAAAUAUCAUUGCCGUAGCCACUACAAACAACUUGUAUAUAUUUCAAGACAAAGUGAAUUAGAGCUAGUGUUCCUAGCAGGGGAGUCCGCUUCCUGCAUAGUUCAGAUAGAUGAAUCUAGCAUUUGUACCCAUAAACAAUAGAGGGGAGAAAACAGAGUGUGGGAGAGAGCGAGAGAGAGAAGUCCAUUGUGGCACAUCUUUCCCAGUAUUUAAAAAUGUGCCAUAUUUGACAACACACUCUUCUAGAUAGCUAUGUGGGUGGUUUCUCUCUGUUGAGGGGUUCUCCAUGUCUGCUGGCCAUUUAGGUGAGGCUAGGGCACUUUUUAACACGACGACGACUUGCACCAUCUUGCCUAAUGGACUAGAGGUUGGACUAUUAUCAACAUUUGGUUCCUCCAGUUUUUUAUGCCUUCCAUUGUGAUGACGUCUGCCACAGGGAAAAGCCUUCAAGUCAUGCUGUGGGAUUUAAUUGUGUAACCUCAUUACUGUAUUAUUUGUGGCCCUUUUUUAUUAUUAAACAACAGCUCGUUCUUGCUGUGGCUUGUAGCAUUCCUCCUA
This is a messenger RNA of Zootoca vivipara (common lizard), 3741 nucleotides long. NCBI's taxonomy places the organism in Eukaryota, Metazoa, Chordata, Lepidosauria, Squamata, Lacertidae. The record is from RefSeq and is a predicted model, not a curated record.